Molecule: messenger RNA, 1422 nt
Organism: Tauraco erythrolophus (red-crested turaco)
Lineage: Eukaryota; Metazoa; Chordata; Aves; Musophagiformes; Musophagidae
Source: RefSeq, a predicted model, not a curated record
AUGGAGAUGGUGAAGGCUUCUGGGCAGGGACCAGAUCCUCCCCCUGGGCCUCCGCCCCCACCUCCUCGUUCCGCCGGGCAUCUCCGUCGCUGGAGCAUCCCGCUGUCCCUCCCCAGCGCUCCGCUGAGGAAGCCUCUCGCUUUUCAUGCAGACCUCUUCCAGGACUUGAGUCAGUUCCAGGAGACUUGGCUGACGGAAGCUCAGGUUCCAGACAGUGAUGAGCAAUUUGUGCCUGACUUUCAUUCAGAAAACUUAGCUUUUCACAGUCCUCCUGCUAAGAUUAAAAAGGAGCCCCAGAGUCCCUCCUCGGACCCCACGCUGUCCUGCAGCCACAAGCAGCCAUCACAGCGCCACCAUGGCGAGCAGUGCCUUUAUGCCAGUGCCUAUGAUCAACCCAGACAAGCUGAAAUCAAGUUACCCAGCCAAGGAACCCCGAUACAGUCACCACUCCAACAGUUCCCUAGACAGGACAGGAGCUUCCUGACCUCUGCGAGGCCACUCCACCCCACAGCCACCUCUGGAUACCUCCAUGAAAACAGCUCUGCAUACCAGCCACCUGUGGAGAUGUGCUGUUCCUUCCCCUCCUCCCAGGGCACGGCCCAGGAAGACUCCAUUGCCUACCAGCACCAGGUGUCCAAGCCCUGCCUCCAGUAUGCUCAUCAGGGCUUCAAACAGGAAUACCACGACCCACGGUAUGAGCAAGUAAGCCAGGCGGGCAGCAGCCGUCAGUACCCAGCAGCUGUGGUGAUCAAGCAGGAGCAGGUGGACUACAUGUAUGACUCAGAUGUUCCUGGCUGUUGUUCCACGUACAUAAAUGUUGAGCGCUAUCCAAACUAUUCGAAUACAGAAGAUACAUUAGGCUGCAGCUAUGACAAGCAGAUGAGGUCCUUUACUGAUGACGUCUGUGUUGUUCCAGAAAAAUUUGAAGGAGACAUCAAGCAGGAAGCUGGAGGGUACCGGGAAGGUCCUCCAUACCAGAGACGGGGAUCUCUCCAGCUCUGGCAAUUUCUUGUGGCUUUAUUGGACGAUCCAACCAAUUCCCACUUCAUUGCCUGGACUGGUAGAGGGAUGGAGUUCAAGCUCAUAGAGCCAGAAGAGGUAGCCAGGCUGUGGGGUAUCCAAAAGAACCGUCCAGCCAUGAACUACGACAAGCUGAGCCGAUCUCUUCGCUACUAUUAUGAGAAAGGCAUCAUGCAGAAGGUGGCUGGAGAGCGCUACGUGUACAAGUUUGUGUGUGAGCCCGAAGCCUUGUUCUCUCUGGCCUUCCCUGACAAUCAGCGGCCAACGCUGAAGGCGGAGUUCGACCGGCCCAUCAGUGAGGAGGACACAGUGCCUCUUUCUCACCUGGAUGAGAAUGCCACUUAUCUGCCAGACCUCGGGAGCCUCCCUCCACAGCUUUACAGCAAAGGCUACACAUACUAG